Messenger RNA from Raphanus sativus (radish), 2084 nucleotides. Its product is annotated as probable protein S-acyltransferase 4. The record is from RefSeq and is a predicted model, not a curated record. Lineage: Eukaryota; Viridiplantae; Streptophyta; Magnoliopsida; Brassicales; Brassicaceae. Gene Ontology annotation, molecular function: protein-cysteine S-palmitoyltransferase activity. Gene Ontology annotation, cellular component: Golgi apparatus; endoplasmic reticulum. Gene Ontology annotation, biological process: peptidyl-L-cysteine S-palmitoylation; protein targeting to membrane.
UCUUAAUUACACCAUGUCCGACCAUUAGCUCCAAAUAAAAAAAAAUAUUUUCUUUUUUCCGAAAAAAAAAACAGAAGAUAGAAGAGAGAAAGGGAUCGCAAUUUGCAAACAUCUGUAAUAAUUUUUCUUUGUGAUUUCGAGAGGAGAGGACAGCUGCAAUCUUCCUGUCUCUCUCUCUCUCUCUCUCUCUGUCUCUAUCUCGAGUGUAUUGAAUCUUUCUUCUGGAGGAAACAAGAGAUUUGUCCUGUUUCUGGGUUUUUGUCCUGAUUUGAUCCCAUCUCUGACGGCUUUGUCUAUAGAUUCUCCGAUGGUUUUCUGAUACUGGGCUCUUUUCUAAAUUUCUUAAACUCUUUUGUUUUGUUAUUCUCAAUUUCUCCACCUUUUAGUUAUGGCCUGGAAUGAGACCAAACUCAAGAGGCUCUAUCAAGUUUGGAGAGGAAGCAAUAAAUUUCUAUGUGGAGGGAGGUUAAUCUUUGGUCCAGAUGCAUCAUCUCUAUAUCUAUCAACCAUCUUGAUCCUUGGUCCAUCCGUAAUGUUCUUUGUAAAAAUGUACUUGAAAAUGGCUGAUCCUCUCACCAAGAAUCGAAAUCUCUGUGUUCCAAUUCUCUCUGUCGCUUGGAUCCUCACCCUUUUGGACAUAUUUUUCCUCUUCAUGACAUCUGGUCGAGAUCCUGGGAUUGUGCCUAGAAGUCUGAGGCCUCCUGAAUCAGAUGAUGUACCUGACUCAACUACUCCUUCCAUGGAAUGGGUCAGCGGUAGAACCCCAAAUAUAAGGUUACCAAGGGUCAAAGAUGUUACCGUUAAUGGUCAUACUGUAAAAGUCAAGUUCUGUGAUACUUGUUUGCUUUACCGUCCACCUCGAGCUUCUCAUUGUUCCAUCUGCAACAACUGUGUGCAGAGAUUCGAUCAUCACUCCUGGGUUGGCCAGUGCAUUGGUGUGCGAAACUACCGGUUCUUCUUCAUGUUCAUAUCAACAUCAACCACUCUGUGCAUAUAUGUGUUUGUGUUUUCUUGGUUGAACAUAUUCCAAAGACAUAUGGAUGAGAAGAUUAGCAUCUGGAAAGCUAUUUCCAAAGAUGUUCUGUCUGAUAUUCUCAUUGUUUACUGCUUCAUUACCGUUUGGUUUGUUGGUGGGCUCACUAUAUUUCAUUCCUAUCUCAUCUGCACUAACCAGACUACUUAUGAGAAUUUCCGUUACCGAUAUGAUAAGAAGGAGAAUCCAUAUAACAAAGGAGUUUUGGGGAACAUAAGAGAAAUAUUUCUUUCUAAGAUUACUCCAUCCAUGAACAAGUUUAGAUCAUUUGUCAAGGAAGAGGAUUACAUGAUGGUUGAAACUCCUACAUCAAAUCUUGGUGAAAGUCUAGUGAGCUCAAAAGAGAAGAUUGAUAUUGAAAUGGGAGGAGGAGGAAGGAUAGUUGAUGAGGGUGGAAAAACUUACUCACUCCCUGAGAUUCUCAGGAAUCUAAACUAUGAAGACCUCGACGAUGAUUGUGAGGAAGAUGAUUUGAAGGCCAAGGAUCAUCAUCACCACUACCAUCAUCAUCAUCAUCAUCAGAAUGAGGAAAUCACUCCUCCUUUUGACCCAUUUUUCACCAGUGACAAUGUUGUUAACAAGGUUGAGAAAAAUGGACAAGAGUCAAGAGGAUCUUCAAGUGAUGAUGGAGAUUCAGGGAAACACGUUGGAGUCUCCAUUGACGAUGAAGAAAAAGGUGAAGGGUAUGAACAAAAAUGGAGUAUGGAUAGUGUUAUGAACAUAAACGCAGGAUCUGAAGAUGGAGCAAGCUCUCCUCAAUCUACUUCCCCGAUGCUUCGUAAAUAGAGGCUUGAAGCUGGAGAAGUGGAGAUUGUUCUUUGGCAUUCUUUCAACUGUGUUUCAUAUAAUUGUGGAGGAAAAAAAUCCAGAGAAAUAAGAAACAUUGUAGGUUUUGUGCGUUUGAGGUCUAUUAGAUUUUUUUCUUUCAUUUUAGUUGUAUUUAUAUUCACGUAUUUUCGUUAUUAUAAAGCUUUGGACCACGAAUUGUAAUGUAUACAAUUGUAUUUCGGAAUCAUUAUUUUUAUUUAUUUGAUGGUUGGGUUGAUUUUCA